Molecule: messenger RNA, 297 nt
Organism: Durusdinium trenchii
Lineage: Eukaryota; Dinophyceae; Suessiales; Symbiodiniaceae
Source: the annotation of a GenBank genome assembly
AUGGAGGCUUCGUUUGCCUUCAGCUCCUGGACACCAGCGGCCGUCCCCGUGACUUUGCGCCGGCACAAGACUGGUGGGACAUCACGGGACAAGCCGCGAAAUGGGAUGAUCGAAUUCGUGGCAACGGCGGGGACUCCUGGUGUGUUUGCGCCACUUGCGCCUCAGAGAUCGUCGAAAAGGUGGGCUGCGCCAAGAUGCCGAUCCGUUGCAACGCCACCAACGAGGAGGACGUCUUUGGCAUCAACCUGCCACAGUACCACGCGCUGGACUGGAAGGGAUGGGCGGAUCAGGCUAUAG